AUGAAUGCGAAUCUUUUGUAUUUGCUUUUAGCCAUUUUGGUUACUGCCAGUAUUACCGACAUUCAUGCUUAUCGUAAAGGCCAUUUCGACAGACGUAAGUUCAAUCGAACGAAUGUAGUCUUCACGUCCAUCAUUACCACUAAACUUGCUAUUCAGAAUAAUGUUAAAUGCGUUUUAUUUCAACGAUUGGUUUCUGAUGAAAUUCACAACAAAAUAUCAGUUUGUAACAAUUUUGAGAGUCAACUACAUUUACAUUGUAAUCAUUUACACAAUCCUCUGUCUGUGAUUGAUUUAGCUGUUGAUGAAAGUGACACAAACGCAGAAAUAGAUGAAUUCCAUAACAAUGAUCCACGUGAUACAAUGGACAUUUAUUCCGAAUAUGAUAUCGAACAACUAUGUUCAUUAACGAAAAGCCUCGGGCAAUACUACGCAGGUAAUUGCAUGCGCAAUUCCAGUCAAUCCUUCGACAAUCAUCCUAAUGAAGAUGAAGUCAUCGAGAAUCUUGUUAAUGAAGAUGACGUGAAUUCAGCAUUUGGCCAGAUGUCCUUCGACAAUCAUCCUGAUGAAAAUGAAAACAUCGAGAAUCAUGACAAUGUUCCAGGUGAUACAGUGGAUAUUUCUUCCGAUGCACUCGCGAAUUCCAUUACCUCCUUUGAUCAAUAA
Messenger RNA from Schistosoma margrebowiei, 663 nucleotides. NCBI's taxonomy places the organism in Eukaryota, Metazoa, Platyhelminthes, Trematoda, Strigeidida, Schistosomatidae. The record is from the annotation of a GenBank genome assembly.